CUCCGCACACCAGUGUGACAUGAAAGGUGUGCAGAGAGAUGGCUGGAUUUCUGCUCUAGAAGAACUCACAGGGAACACAAGGAUGAGGAGAUCAGGAGGAGUCAUCAGUUCUGAGGACAUCAGGAGGUUCCGCCAACAGCUGUCUUCUUAUUCUGACUCAUCUCUGAGGAGGAUAUACGAGUAUUUCAGAGAUGACCUGACCCACAUUCUGGAGAACUUGGACCCCCAUGCCCUGCUGGUAGAACUCAAGUCUCGGGAUGUCUUGAAUACAAAAGAAUACGUGUCAUGGGAAGGAAGAGCAGACGCUUCCUCCAUCUCUAACGAAGUGUUGCAAGAUAUUCAGGAUCGGGGGAGAGAAGCUGUGAUUGGACUCUGGGAAUGUCUGUACGCACUACAGAAAGAUCAUCCUCAUCCCAAUUUAUUGGCGGUUCUGGAUGAGAUCAGCAGGACAGGCUCGCAUCUGGUGGAGCUGAUCCUGCUGGAUGACCAUGGACACACACUGGCUCCGGAGCUGAGAGAAAUUCGGAUGAAGCACAAACAACAUCUGAUGGAGAAAACGGAGACUCUAGUGGAGCAUAGACCCCCAGGAUGUACCGUGGAACCACAAAGAUCCCUCAUCAAUGAGCGUUAUGUGAACCUGAUUGUAGUCUCCACCGACCAGUUCAGGCAACGUCCCCAGAAUGAGCUAAUACAGACCGGGGUGAGACAUGAGGAAUGUUUGAAGAAAACACAAUCUGGACUGGAACACAUUUCCCCCAACAGGCUGUUCCGCUGGAGCCACCAGUCACAAUGUGCACCACAUGCAGUAAUGGUGAGCGGAGUACCAGGAAUAGGGAAGACCACACUGAUACAGAAGUUUGUCUAUGACUGGGUGACCGGAAAACACUACCAGAGAUUUGCCUUUGUCUUCUCCUUCAGAUUCCGGGACCUUAAUAGACUGGGAGAGGUCAGCUUGGAGGAGAUGAUUCUUCAACAAUAUCCGUAUCUGAGGAGUCAUAUUGGAGAUAUUUUACAUCAUCCAGAGAGACUUCUGUUUCUAUUUGAUGGCUUAGAUGAAAGUGUUCACCAGUUGAAUCUAAAAUCAAAUAAACUUUGCACUGAUUCAAAACAGAGAACAGAUUUUGGUGAGAUUGUGGCCAGUUUGGUGAGGCAGAGUCUUCUUAAGGGUUGCUCUUUACUGAUAACCAGCCGUCCAACCAGACUGGCCUCAGUUGAUACUGGUGUCUUCCAGAGAAUAGCUGAGAUCAUGGGAUUUCUCCAUGAAGACAGACGGACCUUUUUUAAAAAUUUCUUUGGAAAUGAGGAAUUAUCAGGAAAGGCUUUUCAUUAUGUGAAGGAGAAUGACACGCUGUACACUUUCUGUUAUAUCCCAUCAUACUGCUGGAUCAUCUGUACUGUGUUAUCAAUGUGCUUCAGAGCCCAACCAACAAUCACUGAUCAGCUGAUGACAUCAUUGCCCAAAACAGUGACACAACUCUUUGUGACUUUUGUCUCCAACAUUCUGGCCAAUCACAACCAGAAUAAAGAUGAUGUUCACACUGCCCGGGAACUGCUGACGUCUAUUGGGUGGAUGGCAGAACAUGGAGUCAUGAAUCGCACUAUUGUAUUUGAUAAACGUCAUCUGGACUCAUUCAGUGUGAGAAAUGAUAAACAUCUCUUUUCAUGUUGCAUGAUGGAAUCUGGUCAGCCUCCUGAUGUGGAUUACACCUUCUUACAUCUCACUCUUCAGGAGUUUUUUGCUGCUUUAGUCCAUUUCAUUCACUAUAAUCCGGACAGAUUACAGAAAACACUUGAUGAAGCUGAAUCUCACAAUGAUGGCCGUGCUGAAAUAUUUCUCCGUUACCUCUGCGGUCUCUCAGACUCUUCUACUAGAUCCAUGUUAAAGUCUCAUGUGGGAGAGUUGUCUACUCAGACGGCCAGAUAUGUCAUCACCUGGAUUCAGCAGAAGAUUGCAGAAGAACAAAAACCCGAAAAAUCCAGAGAACAUGGGCGAGAGCUUCUUAAUAUAUUUUACUGCCUCCAUGAGAGCAGGAAUACGGCUCUGGUGUCACAAUGUGUUGGAUCAAACCAAGUUGACUUUUCUGAUGUCACCCUCAACCCCCUGGAUUGCUCUGUGUUGUCUUCUGUCCUUCAGUCCUGCAGGAAGACAGAAGAAGUAAAGCUAAGUUCAUGUAAUAUUCAGAAUGAAGGAUUGAGGAAACUUGUACCGGCUCUACUCCGCAUCAGGAAUUUGAGGUAAAGAUUCCUCUGGGUAUUUUAAUGGCUGUGUUAAAUGGG
Molecule: messenger RNA, 2277 nt
Organism: Nanorana parkeri
Lineage: Eukaryota; Metazoa; Chordata; Amphibia; Anura; Dicroglossidae
Product: NACHT, LRR and PYD domains-containing protein 3-like
Exons: 6
Coding region: 20-2239 (739 amino acids)
Cellular component (GO): cytoplasm
Source: RefSeq, a predicted model, not a curated record